Brugia malayi is the source of this 792-nucleotide messenger RNA. RefSeq lists its product as uncharacterized. The record is from RefSeq and is a predicted model, not a curated record. Lineage: Eukaryota; Metazoa; Nematoda; Chromadorea; Rhabditida; Onchocercidae. The coding region runs from base 1 to 792 and encodes 263 amino acids. Gene Ontology annotation, cellular component: mitochondrion. The transcript has 5 exons.
AUGUUAGCUUCAUUAGGGAUGCGAUCAUAUAUGGUCAAUGUAGAAAGCAAGUGUUCGCUAAGGUUUCUGAAAUUGUCAGCUGAGCCAAGCAAGCUAUCUAAUUACUCGUAUAGGAAAAUUGUGACUAUCUUUAAUCCAUCCAGUAUGCAAUUCACCACCUCAACACAUAUAUCCAUCUCGAAUCCUUUCCUAAAUUCGAACGUUCUGCGCGAAACAAGGAGGCUUAUCUAUGCUACUGAAGCAAAGCACAAUAUUUCACUUCCUGAAAAUGAUGAGAAACUGAAAAAAGCGGAGGAGGCAGUCCAGAAGGAGCACAGGGAAGCGAAACCUACAGGAUUAUUUGCAAAAUUGAAAUAUUAUUUGCAACGUUAUUGGUAUAUUGCUAUUCCAAUACACAUUGCAAACUGUAUCGUUUGGUUUACUGUCCUUUAUAUCACUGUCAAAAGCGGUCUUGAUGUUGCUGCAUUACUAGAGAAGUGCCAUGUACCUAAUUAUGUUGUUGGUAGAGUAAAAUCAGUUCCUUCGAACGCAGGAGUUGCUGUUGUAGCCUUUCUGUUGUACAAGAUCGCUACUCCAUUUCGUUAUGCUACUACUGUGUUACUAAUACAGCUUAGUUUCCCUAUUCUUCGACGAAUGGGUAUAAUGACAGCAAAGGAAGUGAAAUAUAAAAUGCGAUUGAAAUAUACGAAUAAAGUAAGAAAAAUAAAACGCCGUUAUCAACUAAAGUUUAAUAGAGUGGGAUCUGUCGGAAAUAAAAAACGGCAGAAUACCAGUGGAAUUAAAAAAUCCUAG